This is a messenger RNA of Patiria miniata (bat star), 1829 nucleotides long. RefSeq names its product T-box transcription factor TBX20-like. Gene Ontology annotation, molecular function: RNA polymerase II cis-regulatory region sequence-specific DNA binding; DNA-binding transcription factor activity, RNA polymerase II-specific. The record is from RefSeq and is a predicted model, not a curated record. Gene Ontology annotation, biological process: positive regulation of DNA-templated transcription; heart looping; vasculogenesis. Bases 102 to 1217 code for a protein of 371 amino acids. Gene Ontology annotation, cellular component: nucleus. The transcript has 7 exons. NCBI's taxonomy places the organism in Eukaryota, Metazoa, Echinodermata, Asteroidea, Valvatida, Asterinidae.
UGGACCCAUCCAACUCCCCGCCUGAGUCCGGUCAGGACUCAUCCCCGAGCGUUGGCCCGGCGGUAGGCGAGGGGGACAAGGGGCAGGUUUCCUCCGAUGAGAUGUCGGCUGUUCGCUGCCGGUUGGAAACCAGAGAGCUCUGGGAGAAAUUUCACGAUCUUGGCACUGAGAUGAUUAUUACCAAAACCGGCAGACGGAUGUUUCCCACCGUACGCGUGUCCUUCAGUGGAGUAUCAGCAGAAGCUCGCUACGUUGUUAUGUUGGACAUCGUUCCCCUGGAUAAUAAACGCUACAGGUAUGCGUAUCACAGGUCCUCUUGGCUGGUAGCCGGCAAGGCUGACCCUCCAUUACCCGCACUGCUUUACGUUCAUCCUGACUCGCCCUUCACUGGUGACCAACUGCAGAGACAAAUGGUGUCCUUUGAGAAGGUUAAAUUGACCAACAACGAGCAGGAUCAGCAUGGACACAUCAUUCUCAACUCGAUGCACAGAUACCAGCCGCGCGUGCACAUCGCCAGGAGAACGGACGCGCAUGCGGGGGCAACAGCGCCCUCAUUGACCUCACUGAACAGCAGUGAGCUGAGAAGUUUUGAGUUUCCUGAGACGGCCUUCACUGCAGUCACCGCCUACCAGAACCAGUUGAUAACCCGGCUCAAGAUUGACAGCAACCCGUUCGCCAAGGGCUUUCGUGAUUCCUCAAGACUGUCCGAUUUUGAAAGCAGAGAGCGAGUAGAAACUCUGAUACAGGAACACACCUACGCACGUUCACCAAUCAGGCCACACGAGGGCGGUAUACUCAAUGGAAUGGGUAAUGGCUGGAGAUUUGACUCGUCGUGUGGUGGCGCUGUGAUGCCUCCCACUUUUCAGGAAUUCCCUGGCGCAAGAAAAGGCUUUUCAUUUGGAGAACAGUUCCCCUUAGCAGAGGAGUUUUCAAGGAGAGCCAACACAUGGAGUGGAGUCCUUCUACCUCCCAUCACACCCACGGCCCUCUCUUUGGACCCCAUGUAUCCAAUGGUAUCGUCUUCGAUGCAGGAUAAAUCCAGCAUAGAUUUACGGUCCAUGAGAGGUUCCAUUCAAGACGAGGGGUGGUUCCCAGUGUCCCACGCUUUUCGAGAGUCUCAUCGGUACCACAAACAUCUGGCGCAAGGCCCCUAUGCCUCCAUUAAAACGACUAGAAGUGCGUCUACGUUACUUGCUCCGCCCUCUCUUGUCCGAUGAUUGCCAUGUAUGAGGCUGUGGGCGAACUGAAGAGGGCGCUACUCAGACUGCAAAAUACUACUACAACUGCUCUAGGCACUCUCAACUAGCUUGCAUCGCCCGUUAAACUAAUAAAAUUCAUUGCAGUGCAAACCACGAGCGAUGCACUACACCACAACGGUGUUUAGCAUUUUCACCGCUGAGGGCGUACUUGCGCACCGUUACCCGGUGAAUUUUCAUGUUCACCAAUUCUGACCAUUUAUAAUCGUUCAGUAUUAGAACUGUUGUGUAGGCGAAAAAUGUAAUGUGUGGUUUAUGGCACAGCUUGCCUAACAAGUGAAAUAACUUGUUCUGUUUCAAUCUCAGUUAUGAGCAGAAAAAAAGGCACAGUUUUAGUUGAGUUUUUUCUUCUUGCAAAAGGAAUGUUAGUUUCGCUUCCAUUUGUAUUGUUCCGUCACACCGGGGACGUUGAAGACAUGAAAGGAGAGUAAGCGGUAUAUUCCACGCUCUCACUUUUUUCCAACCAAUGAUGACACGAUGCAGACUAAGCUAUGACAACAUGCAGAAACACCCGCAGAGCAAAUAUUUUAUUGACUCACGCGCAAGAUACAAACAUUCGAACAAAUAUCUUGA